UCUCUGCCAACUUGGUUUGUUGAUCAUUAUCAUUCUUCAUUUCCUCGUUAUUCAUGGAUUUGAGGUCUCGAAAACCAUCUGAAAAGAAGAUGCUCAAGCUUAAACAAAAAGAAGAUAGUACCGCUCCAUCAAAACUCCAUCAACGGAGGUGGCGAAUGGCUUUCCGGGCGAUAUGUUUCACCAAGGUUCUUGCUUCUUUGUCCCGGAAGGUUCUUGAGAACAAGUCCUUGCUGCGCUCUGUUUCUUACCAUGCCAUUGAUGUCCCUAAUGAAAACCAGGGAAAUAACAAUGGCAGCAAGGCUUUUCCUGACGAUGUUAAGAAGAAGCUUUCCGAGAUGGUGAAAGACAAGAUUCUUCAUUCUCUUGAAGACUUCGGCGGAGUAAAACAGAUUGCUACUUUGCUGGAAAGCCAUCCGGAAACUGGUAUCAGCGGCAAGGAAGCUGAUCUUGCUGAAAGGAGGAAUGGCUUUGGAGAAAACAGGUACAAGAAACCACCUCUGAAAGGAUUUCUCAGCUUUGUUCUUGAAGCGUUUAAAGAUACAACUAUUAUUAUACUUCUGGUUUGUGCUGUACUCUCUCUGGUGUUCGGCAUUAAAGAAGAUGGCUGGAAAGAAGGGUGGUACGAUAGAGGUAGCAUUAUCAUUGCUGUGAUUUUGGUUGUCUCUGUCUCUACAGGGAGCAAUUUUAAACAGAGUAGACAGUUUGAGGCUCUCUCGGAUGAAAGUAACGAAAUUCAAGUGGAGGUGGUGAGGGACGGGAGGCGCCACCGUAUAUCGAUCUUCGAUAUAGUUGUUGGAGAUGUUGUGCCUUUGAAGAUUGGUAAUCAAAUUCCGGCUGAUGGGUUGUUCCUGGAAGGCCAAUCCUUGAAAGUGGAUGAGUCAAGCAUGACUGGAGAAAGUGACCAUGUUGAGGUCAAUGAAAAGAAUCCAUUCUUGCUCUCUGGUACUAAAGUCACUGAUGGAUUUGGUUUUAUGCUCGUUACUUCUGUGGGCAUGAGCACAGCCUGGGGUCAAUUGAUGAGCACUAUAAGGCAUGAAGUGAAUGAGACGACUCCAUUGCAAUCUCGUCUCAACGUGCUGACUUCUUACAUUGGGAGGAUCGGAUUGACGGUGGCAAUACUAGUACUCGCUGUCAUGCUAAUUCGUUAUUUUACUGGAAGUACCAGAGACGAGAAAGGAAACAAAGAGUUUCAGGGGAGCAAGACUAAGUUCGAUGAUGUGAUGAAGUCGGUGAUUCGUAUAAUUGCAGCCGCAGUCACAAUUUUAGUUGUGGCGAUUCCUGAAGGUUUGCCUCUGGCUGUUACUCUUACUCUGGCUUUUUCUAUGAAGCGAAUGAUGAAGGAUCAUGCAAUGGUUCGGAAGCUCUCAGCUUGUGAGACGAUGGGGUCAGCCACAAAAAUAUGUACAGAUAAAACUGGUACUCUUACUGUAAACCAGAUGAAAGUUACGGAAUUCUGGCUUGGAAAAGAGAAAGUAUAUGUUGCUUCCUCAGAAGGUGGUGCUUCCCCAGAAGACGUUGUUCCCUCGGAAGAAGUAAAAGGCAAUUUCCGUAAUUUGCUGCAAGAAGCAAUCGGUUUAAACACGACCGGUAGCGUAUAUAAACCGGCUGCUCCAGCUGCACCUGAGAUUAGUGGUAAUCCGACUGAGAAAGCAAUUCUUUCUUGGGCUGUCAAUGAUUGGGAAAUGGAUGUUAAUGAACCCAAGCAUAGUUGUCAAAAGAUCCAAAUAGAGUCCUUCAAUUCAGAGAAAAAGAGAAGUGGACUUUCGGUGAAGAGGUACAACGAAGAGGGUGAAGGUGUUCACAUGCACUGGAUGGGAGCUGCAGAGAUAAUAUUUGCCAUGUGCUCCCAUUAUUAUCUCAAAGAUGGGAAAGAGGAAGCCAUGGAUGACGAAAAAAGAAACCAAAUUUCGAAAAUUAUUGAGGGAAUGGCAGGCAAGAGCUUGAGAUGCAUUGCCAUGGCACACAAAAAAGUUGAAGAAACGGAGAAAAUUCAAUCGAAUCUUGAAGAAACCGGACUGAUCUUAUUGGGGAUUUUCGGCUUGAAGGAUCCGUGUCGCCCAGGUGUAAGCGAAGCUGUAAAAUCUUGUACAAGUGCAGGGGUGAAAAUCAAGAUGGUAACUGGAGACAACCUGCACACAGCAAGAGCUAUAGCUAUUGAAUGCGGAAUCCUCGAACCGGAUUUCGAUGAUGAAGCUAUAGUCGAAGGUGUGAAGUUCAGAAAUUACUCCCCUCAAGAAAGAGAUGAUAAGAUUGAAACCAUUCGAGUAAUGGCUAGAUCUUCCCCGUUUGACAAGCUUUUGAUGGUUCAAACAUUGAAGAAAAAGGGCCAAGUUGUAGCAGUAACUGGUGACGGCACAAACGAUGCCCCUGCUUUAAAGGAAGCAGACAUUGGACUAUCCAUGGGAAUUCAAGGGACAGAAAUAGCAAAGGAGAGCUCAGAUAUUAUAAUCAUGGAUGACAAUUUCACCACUGUGGUUACAGUUCUGAAGUGGGGAAGAUGCGUCUUCAACAACAUUCAAAAGUUCCUUCAAUUUCAGCUCACUGUGAAUGUUGCAGCUCUUGUCAUCAAUUUUGUCGCCGCUGUUUCCUCAGGUAAAGUUCCACUAUCUGCCGUUCAGUUGCUAUGGGUAAACCUGAUAAUGGAUUCCUUGGGAGCAUUAGCAUUGGCCACAGAGCCGCCCACAAAUGAUCUCAUGAAAAAAACCCCUGUCGGUCGAUCAAAGCCUCUUAUAACCAGAGUCAUGUGGAGGAACCUCAUUUCUCAAACCCUUUAUCAAGUAGCUGUCUUACUGAUUCUACAGUUCAGAGGAAAAGAAAUCUUUAAAACAAACGAGAGAGUCAACAAUACCAUGAUUUUCAAUACUUUUGUCCUCUGUCAGGUCUUCAAUGAGUUUAAUUCUCGGAACCUGGAGAAGAAGAACAUAUUUAGGGGAAUAUGGAGGAACAAAUUGUUCCUGGCAAUUAUUGCAAUUACCAUAGUUCUUCAAUUGAUCAUGGUUGAGCUACUGAAAAAUUUUGCUAAUACUGAGAGGCUGAAUUGGGGGCAAUGGGGUUUUUGCGUUGGGAUUGCAGCUUUGUCAUGGCCGAUUGCUUUUAUCUUCAAGUUGGUUCCAGUGAGAAGAGCUUCUAAUCCUGGAUCCAGAAGGGAGGAUUCAUUUCACCAUUAAUGAACAUCGUUUAAUAUGCAGUAUCAUCCAUAUCAACUAAUUCAUGAAACUGAUGUAUAUUAUUGUGAUGUGAUCUUUUUUCUUAGCAAUUUGUGUAGGUAUUUUAUGCGUGUAAUGUUAUUAUUUGUAAAUAUUAAU
This is a messenger RNA of Pistacia vera, 3305 nucleotides long. RefSeq names its product calcium-transporting ATPase 12, plasma membrane-type-like. Gene Ontology annotation, cellular component: intracellular membrane-bounded organelle; membrane. The coding region runs from base 54 to 3167 and encodes 1037 amino acids. NCBI's taxonomy places the organism in Eukaryota, Viridiplantae, Streptophyta, Magnoliopsida, Sapindales, Anacardiaceae. Gene Ontology annotation, biological process: calcium ion transmembrane transport. The transcript has 2 exons. The record is from RefSeq and is a predicted model, not a curated record. Gene Ontology annotation, molecular function: ATP hydrolysis activity; ATP binding; P-type calcium transporter activity.